CCAGUUGGGCCCGGUCGGCCCUCGUCCACGAUCAUAGUCGAGGGCUUGCCUAACGAUGCCACGGAGGAUGACAUACUGGACGGCUUUGCGAGUGCGUCUCCAGACGCCAAGCGCGGCCGCAGGAUCGGGUUCGUCGAGUUCUUCAACGUCAACGAGGCUGCACACUUCCUUGAGUUCCACCACCCAGGUCUCGAGUUCCAGCUGGCCCACUCCCGCGGUGUGGACUCGGAACCGAUCAGUGUGGGCAUCAACUAUAGCCGCGGGCGGGACGACGAGAAUGGUAGGGACGAGCGGGGGCGGGAUGAUCGUGGCAGAGACGAGCAGGAUUGGAACUGUCUCGAGUGCACGUACUUGAACUACAACACGAGGAAUCGAUGCCACAGGUGUCGCGCAGCGAAACCAGACGUGGCCUCGUACGGCCCACCGUUGACUGGUGAGACCGAUGAGUGCCCGCAGCAGAUUCCUUCGCAGUAUCUCGUCGUCCGUGGACUCGAUCCGACAAUCACUGAGGAGCUCUUUGCUGAAGGCGUCAAGAAGCUCUAUGUCGAGGCGAGGCCGGAAAUGAAAAAGGAUACCCAAAAUAAGCUCAAGUCGACGGCACCCACUGUCAGAACGGCGAGUCUUGGGGCGAGGCCAGAUUCUCUACGGCGCGUCUUUCUCGUGCGCGACAAGAAGACCGACGAGGCCAUGAGAUAUGGCUUUGCUGAGUUUGCGACACUUGAGGAUGCGCAAGGUGCCAUCGCCAAGUUCCGUGCAUCACCAAACAUCACAAUCUCCUCAAAACCCGUGACAGUGGGCUUCAUCCACACAGGUGUCUUCAUUCCCCAUUCUGGCCAAGUGACUGAAGAUAACCGCCACUACGUCUUUAGUCCGAUCUACAAUCGGGACAUCUACCUCAAAUACUGGGACAAUCGAGUCUACCCCAGCGCUCUGAGAGUCACAGAGGAUCACGUCGACACAUCAAAGAAGUCUGCCUCGGACAACACAGGCAGUCCCGAAAAGCCCGGAGUCACAGCUCCUGACGAGGUCACGACUGCACAGGAUCCUUCUGGGAAGAAGAUGAAGAAGUUCAAGCUCGGCCAGGCGGCAGCCAAGCCUGCUGUUGUGAUGGGCACGCAGAUGCAAAUGUGGGCCAAGAAGCGUGCCGAGCUUGUGGGACAAUCACGAGCCGUAGCCGACGACAGCGUCGAGCCGAGUCCCAUCUCGACCGAGCGACCGCUGGUGGUGAAGCGGGCUCGGACCAAGGAGUCCUACACAUCCUUCAGCGACCUGGACAGCCUGUCCUGCAUGCUCUGUAUGCGAAGAUUCUCGUCUCUAGUGGCUUUGCGUGACCACGAGACCCUGAAUAGGGAGCACCAGGCGAACAGGGCAGACCAGGAGAAACGAGCUGCUGCUGGGGAGAGGCUCAAAGCCGCAGGGAAGGCACAAAAUAUCAUCACUCUGCGUGUUGCUGCGAACAGCACCCCGAACAUCCCCUCUGAAAAGGUGUACACGUCCUAUGCGGACAGAGAGAACUUGCACUGUCUCAUCUGCCAGCGCAGGUUUCCCAAGGCAGGUAUGCUAUCACUGCAUGAACGCGAGAGCGAGAUGCACCGCCGCAACCUAGCCGAUCAGAGCAACAUCGACCGGGCGAUCUCGCAGCUGGCUCGCAUCGGCAAGACGCCUCGCAAGAUGGUGCCAACCAGAAAGGGUGCACAGUACCGCGAUAGGGCCAGAGAACGGCGACGAGCUUACAAUCAACCCAAUGCGCCAAGGCGGAAAGUUCCCUUGGAGCCUGCACCCGCCAACAAGGAACCCGAGAAGGUCGCCGCGCCGUCAAAGGGCGCGGCACUCUUGGGCAAGAUGGGCUGGACGGCUGGCGAGGGCCUGGGUGCUGACCGCUCCGGGCGAACAGACACCAUUGCCACGGAUGUAUAUGCUGCGGGCGUUGGUCUCGGCGCCGAGGGCGGCAAGCUCGGAGAUGCAGCGACCGAGGCGGCGAGGAAGACCAAAGACCACUACUCUGACUUUGUCGAGGUCACGAGGAACAAGGCGAGGGAGAGAUAUGAGAAGCUGGGAUGA
This is a messenger RNA of Cryphonectria parasitica EP155, 2061 nucleotides long. RefSeq lists its product as uncharacterized. Gene Ontology annotation, cellular component: nucleus. The annotation marks the transcript as partial. NCBI's taxonomy places the organism in Eukaryota, Fungi, Ascomycota, Sordariomycetes, Diaporthales, Cryphonectriaceae. Gene Ontology annotation, biological process: mRNA splicing, via spliceosome. The transcript is spliced from 4 exons. The record is from RefSeq and is a predicted model, not a curated record. Gene Ontology annotation, molecular function: RNA binding.